AUGUCCUUUGCGUCUACGUCGACGGGAAACGAGAGAGAAAUGCCAGUUAUAACGAGCCAACUCCAACACUACGAAUCUCUCGUGCGCGAUAUUUAUCCCAAAUUCGACGCCGAGCUGGCUAAAGUCGUCGAUCAAGCUCUCAAAAAAAUAUCUAGCCUUUCCCUGUCAUCGCCGACCGUCGCCAAAGUACCAGAUGAGACAGACUCGUCAACCCGAACGCCUUCCUACGUGGAUCACACCGUGGAGGACUUUAAUGGAGAUAUGUCACUGCAAGCCCUUGGCUUUACCAGUUCCAAUCCGGACGGCCAAUUCGAGGAAUCACGCCGCCCAUCAAUCUCUUCCUGUGCGAUCUUUAUGGAUAAUACCGGAAUCCCGCCGAUAAAGGAUCUAGAUGUCUUCGCAUAUCCCUCGCAGGCGGUCGCCGAUGAACUUGUGGACAGAUAUUUCCAAGUUGCGCACGCCUCCUUCCCCGUCGUUGGCAAAGAAAUCUUUCUAAGCCAGUGUCGAUCAUUCUAUUCGAACUCAACAACACACCCCGGAAACAAGUGGAUGGCGUUAUUGAAUAUGGUGUUUGCGAUCGCUGCAAGACACUUCGAGCUUUCCGGAGACCAAUCUCAGCUAGAUCACAACAUCCACAUGGUGUAUUUUGCCCGUGCCUGGCGAUUAUACACGAGCGAGAAUGUGUUAUUGGAGAACCCCAACCUGCAGCAGACACAGGUAGAAGGGCUAAUAUCACUUUACUUGCUUUCCAUCGGACAGGCCAAUAGGGCAUGGAGAAAAUGUGGUAUUGCAAUCCAGUCUGCGGUCGCGAUGGGAAUCCAUCUUCGUAGCGAAAGCACCAGCAUCACCCAUGUGUCCAAAGAAACAAGAUAUCGGUUAUGGUGGGCGCUGUACCUAUUGGACACCCUGCUCUGUGUCAUGACUGGGCGCAUGCCAAGAAUGCAGCAGGAACACUGCACGACCCCUUUUCCGGUACCUUACAAGGAGGAGGACUUCCGGGAUGAGCAUGUCAUGAGGCUUAUUUUGGACAUUCAAUCCAGAGGUCGUCUCAUGGCUUCUCUACUCUCCUUCGAUCCUUUGAUUGAAUCGAACGACCCAUUGGUUCAUUCACCUUCGCCACAGCCCACCUCUCAAUCGGCCUCACCCAGCCAACAGCUGCUCCAAGCUAACGUCUCAUUGUACUUACUUUAUUCCAUUGAUCUGGCAGCUGUGAUGAGAGAAGCAAUCGAGAUCUUAUAUUCUCCCGAAGCGGGACGAAAAUCACGGAAUGACACCGAACUGGCCAUGAUAUCGCUGAACAGCGCUGCUGACAACUGGUUUGCUCGGCUUCCUACGACCUACCGUUUCACGGAAGCCAGAGAUGACCGAUCCUUUGUCCGUCAACGCACCAGCUUGGCUUUCCAAUAUUAUUCGACCAAACUUGUCAUUUCCCAACCUGCUCUUCGUUCUCAUAUGUCUGGUGAAGUCCUUCCCACUGAGUUUGACACCCCGAUGGCAAUUAUUUGCCUCAAUGCAGCAGGCCAAAUGCUUGAUCUCUUGCCCAAUAAACCAAACAUCUCUUGGCUCUUGGGUUGCUCACCUUGGUGGUGUGUUCUCCACUACCUCACGCAAAGCACCGUAGUGCUUAUAACACAGUUACUCACCCAAAAUCAAUUGAGGACCAGUGAAAGAAGCGAUUCAUUGGAAAGAGUCCAAAAAGCUCUACGAUGGUUGAGUGAGUGUUCCACCAAGGAUCCCUCUUUCAAGCGGGCUUGGAAUAAUCUUACGGAGCUUUUGCCAUCCCAAGGAUUGAAAGUCUCAUAA
Messenger RNA from Penicillium expansum, 1803 nucleotides. RefSeq names its product fungal specific transcription factor domain-containing protein. The record is from RefSeq and is a predicted model, not a curated record. Bases 1 to 1803 code for a protein of 600 amino acids. Gene Ontology annotation, molecular function: zinc ion binding; DNA binding. The transcript is spliced from 5 exons. Gene Ontology annotation, biological process: DNA-templated transcription. NCBI's taxonomy places the organism in Eukaryota, Fungi, Ascomycota, Eurotiomycetes, Eurotiales, Aspergillaceae.